AAUAAAGUAAUUUUUUGUAAAGAAUUUUAUGAAUCUGUAUAUAAUUAGUUUCAAAUUGGACGCUUUAGUCGAAAUCGUGACUAGUAAAACCAAUACGAAUCCGUUCAUUGGUUUGUCGAUACCCGAUAAUAUUGCAGUCAAUAUGACAUUCAAUUGUGUGCAAUUACAUAUUAUGAGUGAUAUUUGCUGACCAAAGUGAUCAUCAAUCAAAAUGCCGAUUCAGCAAAUUAGCGUGAAAAAUUCAUCGGAGAUAGAGAGUUGGGAAUGGGGCGGCGGGGGCAGGGAGACGGUCCGCGCUGGCUCCGGCAGCAGUCACACGUCGUGCAGCAACUCCAGUGGCGAUAUUUGUCGCAUCUGCCACUGCGAAAGUGAAGUGCACAACCCGCUACUUGCACCAUGCUACUGUUCUGGAAGUCUAAAGUAUGUUCAUCAGAGCUGCCUACAACAAUGGUUGACCGCUUCAGAAACAAGAUCAUGUGAACUGUGCAAAUUUAAUUUCAUUAUGCACACAAAAAUAAAACCAUUUAGUGAGUGGCGUUUGCUGGAAAUGUCUGGCGUGGAGCGCCGGCGUCUAUGCUGCGCGGUGCUGUUCCACUGUGUGGCAGCGCUGUGCGUCAUGUGGUCGCUGUUUGUGCUCAUCGAACGAGCCGUCGAAGAAGUCAAUAGGGGCCUUAUAGCAUGGCCAUUCUGGACGAAGCUUGUCGUAGUGGCGGUGGGCUUCACCGGCGGCGCGGUGUUCAUGUAUAUACAGUGCCGGCAGUAUCUACAUUUGUGCAACAGAUGGAGAGCUCAUAAUAGGAUACUGUUAAUACAAAACGCACCGGAGAAGAUCCCCAUACAGGGUUCACCACCGCGCAGCAGGCGCAGGGAGCGGAGUAUGCGCGGACAGGUGGUGGCGAACAUCGAGCCCCCGCCCCCGCCGGCCGCGUACCACGAGGAGGACGAGAGCGGCGGCUUCGAGACGUACCGCGCCAACCCGCGCCGCCCCUCCGCCCUCGCCCCGCCCCUCGCCGCGCCCCUCGCCGCGCCCCUCGCCCCGCCCCCCGCACCCGCGCCCCGCCGACACUCCGACACCGCAGCGGUCGACGACGCGCAGCACACCGAGGGCGGCGUGUACCACAUCAGCGUAGACCCGCUCGAGGCUGAUAUACAGUCGCUGCUGGCCCUGGAGGCGCGGCGCGCGGCCCGCUCGCUCCCCAACCUGCGGGCCUCGCGCGAGACGCUCCUCCCCGCGCCGCCGCCUCCGCCCCCCUCCUGAGGGCCCCCGCUAGUGCUGUACCCGGACGACACGCUCUACUAGUGAUGUGCGAUAGUGCUGUGAUCGGACUCCCGCCCCCGCUAGUGCUCUACCCGGACGACUAGUGAUGCUAGUGAUGGACGAUAUAGUGCCGUGAUCGGACUCCCGCCCCGCCCCCCGCUAGUUUACUGAGACUGAUUGUAGUGCUGUGAUUGGACUCAAUGGGCGAGAUCCCUUUCAAAUCGAUUUUUUUGGUCAUGUCAUAAUCAUAUUCACGAUCGUCGGGACGUACGUUCGGCGAUUGUACGUACGGGUGUGCGUUGACGGUACGUCCAUAUCCCAUUAUUGAGUUUCAAUCUGUUAACGUCAAAGUCAACGAUAUAAUAAUUUUACAAUAGACAGACCCAGCAGUCUGCCUACAAUAGUUAUCACCCAUUGUAAAACUAGUAUUCCAGCGCAAUGAAAAGUUGCUCACAGAUUUAAAUGUGAAAAUUGGAAGAUGGACAUAUGUUCAAUGCACACCGUAAGCGC
Molecule: messenger RNA, 1768 nt
Organism: Aricia agestis (brown argus)
Lineage: Eukaryota; Metazoa; Arthropoda; Insecta; Lepidoptera; Lycaenidae
Product: E3 ubiquitin-protein ligase MARCHF8-like
Exons: 7
Coding region: 212-1258 (348 amino acids)
Biological process (GO): protein polyubiquitination; immune response; antigen processing and presentation of peptide antigen via MHC class II
Cellular component (GO): lysosome; late endosome membrane; cytoplasm
Molecular function (GO): zinc ion binding; ubiquitin protein ligase activity; MHC protein binding
Source: RefSeq, a predicted model, not a curated record